UUAAAGGCAGACGAUGAGCACUACAUCCCGCGAGCCGUGCUGCUGGACCUGGAGCCCCGAGUUAUUCACUCCAUCCUGAACUCCCCUUAUGCCAACCUUUACAACCCAGAAAACAUCUACCUGUCUGAGCACGGAGGGGGAGCUGGGAACAACUGGGCCAGUGGCUUCUCACAGGGAGAAAAAAUCCACGAAGAUAUUUUUGAUAUAAUAGACAGAGAGGCUGAUGGGAGCGACAGUUUGGAAGGGUUUGUGCUUUGCCACUCCAUUGCUGGUGGAACGGGCUCCGGCCUGGGCUCGUACCUCCUGGAGAGACUGAAUGACAGGUAUCCCAAGAAGCUGGUGGAGACCUACUCGGUUUUCCCAAACCAGGAUGAGAUGAGCGAUGUUGUAGUCCAGCCGUACAACUCUCUGCUGACACUGAAGAGGCUGACUCAGAAUGCUGACUGUGUGGUCGUUCUGGACAACACAGCCUUGAAUCGGAUCGCGACAGACCGGCUGCACAUUCAGAACCCAUCGUUCUCUCAGCUCAACCAGCAGGUCUCCACCAUCAUGUCUGCCAGCACCACCACGCUCAGGUAUCCUGGGUACAUGAACAACGACCUCAUCGGGCUGAUUGCCUCACUGAUCCCCACCCCCCGGCUGCACUUCCUUAUGACGGGGUACACUCCGCUUACCACCGACCAGUCGGUGGCCAGCGUGAGGAAAACCACAGUCCUGGAUGUGAUGAGAAGAUUGCUGCAGCCUAAAAAUGUGAUGGUGUCAACAGGGCGAGACAGGCAGACCAACCACUGCUACAUCGCCAUCCUCAACAUCAUCCAGGGGGAGGUGGAUCCUACGCAGGUUCACAAGAGUCUGCAGCGGAUCCGGGAGAGGAAACUGGCCAACUUCAUCCCCUGGGGUCCUGCCAGCAUCCAGGUGGCUUUGUCCCGCAAGUCCCCUUACCUGCCUUCCGCACACCGUGUCAGUGGCCUCAUGAUGGCAAACCAUACCAACAUCUCCUCGCUGUUUGAGCGGACGUGCCGGCAGUACGACAAGCUGCGCAAGCGAGAGGCCUUCCUGGAGCAGUUCCGCAAGGAGGACAUCUUCAAGGACAACUUCGACGAGCUGGACAACUCCCGGGAGAUUGUGCAGCAGCUGAUCGAUGAGUACCACGCAGCCACGCGUCCUGACUACAUCUCCUGGGGCACGCAGGAGCAGUGA
This is a messenger RNA of Cariama cristata (Red-legged seriema), 1200 nucleotides long. RefSeq names its product tubulin gamma-1 chain. Gene Ontology annotation, biological process: mitotic sister chromatid segregation; mitotic spindle organization; cytoplasmic microtubule organization. The annotation marks the transcript as partial. The record is from RefSeq and is a predicted model, not a curated record. Lineage: Eukaryota; Metazoa; Chordata; Aves; Cariamiformes; Cariamidae. The transcript has 9 exons. Gene Ontology annotation, molecular function: structural constituent of cytoskeleton; GTP binding. Gene Ontology annotation, cellular component: spindle; cytoplasm; centrosome.